UUAUAAGGGAGAAUUUGAUUUUGCAUCCCAAUUUUGAGGUGUUAUUGGACUUUGCACUCCAUUUUGAAAAAACUUUGAUUUUGCACCUCAACACAUAACAUUUUGUGAAGAAAAAAUAUCAUUGGGGUGCAAACUGUAAAGUCAAAGGAUUUUUAAGUGAAAUAGCGUGUAAAUUCAAAGUCUUUUGAAAAUGUGGUACAAAGUCCAAUAUCACCAAAAAAGUGGGUGCAAAGUCAAAUUCCCCCAUUUUAUAAUUGUCAAACUGAUCUAGGGAGUAAUUAGAUCUACGGUAUUUUGGUACGGUGUACGAGUAUAUAAUACGGAGUAUACGGGGGCAAAAUAGGAAUUAAGAAAUAGAUCAAAGGCGGUCACACACUCGCUCUUGACAGGCGGAAAAGUUUAGCGAAAAAAACGAUGGCUUUAUUCGGCGCAGCAAGAACCUUCUCUAUGCCCGCGGUCGACCUCGGCGGACUUCGCGGUCGUUCUCCGAUAGGCUUCACCGCAGGCUGUAUAUCACUUGCCGGUGUGAGCUUACGCCGAUUUCCGUCGUCGCUGUCUAAACCCUUCGCCUCCCUUGGCAUUCACGCUCAUACCAGUGCGAAGGAGGUUGUUCAAACAGAAAAGGCUCCGGCCGCAUUGGGUCCAUACUCUCAAGCAAUCAAAGCAAAUAAUCUUCUCUUUGUAUCUGGAGUUCUUGGGCUUGUUCCAGAGACUGGGAAGUUUGUUUCGGACAGUGUGGAGGAUCAAACAGAGCAGGCAUGUAUGCAGGUUCUCAAGAACAUGGGAGAGAUACUUAAAGCAGGCGGUGUUAGCUACUCGAAUGUUGUAAAGACUACAAUCUUGCUGGCUGAUCUGAAAGACUUCAAGGCAGUGAAUGAGAUCUAUGCUAAGUAUUUCCCGGCACCAGCACCAGCGCGGGCGACAUAUCAGGUUGCUGCUUUGCCGAUGGAUGCCAGGAUUGAAAUCGAAUGUGUUGCGGCUUUAUUAUAAGCACACAUUAAUGGGACAGCUUUUGUCCUAUUUCAGGAUCACUGGGAGCUAGCUACUUAUAUAUUGAUAAUUUAUGAUGACUGGGUAACAUAAUAAAUGAAAUUUAAACCCCUUCAUCCAUUUUUCUAUAAAGGCCUUAUCUGUAUGCAUUUGUAGUUCAAUGUGAGUAUCUUUGAUGAUUAUUAAUUAACAUUAUAUAAAGAUCAAUUUUGCUUCAUCUGGAAGGCUAUAGCUUAGUGCAACUGAGAGUGAAAUUUCCUUGAUUUAUCGCGGUGUUGUUAUUAUUAUUAUUAUUAUAGAAAUUGCUUAAUAUA
Molecule: messenger RNA, 1304 nt
Organism: Cuscuta europaea
Lineage: Eukaryota; Viridiplantae; Streptophyta; Magnoliopsida; Solanales; Convolvulaceae
Source: the annotation of a GenBank genome assembly